Messenger RNA from Daphnia pulicaria, 1078 nucleotides. RefSeq names its product extensin-2-like. The record is from RefSeq and is a predicted model, not a curated record. Bases 13 to 957 code for a protein of 314 amino acids. NCBI's taxonomy places the organism in Eukaryota, Metazoa, Arthropoda, Branchiopoda, Diplostraca, Daphniidae. The transcript is spliced from 3 exons.
UACUACACCACCAUGGCACCGGAGUACUACACGACUACGUAUGCUGCCCCAGCUUACUACACCGAGUCUCCCAAGUACUAUACCACCAAGGCACCGGAGUACUACACCACUAAAUACUACACCGAGACUCCAACUUAUUACACUCAAGCGGCCCAGUACUACACCGUAGCACCUAAUUACCUAACUACAAUCUAUGCUGCUUCAAGUUACUACACCGAAGAACCCAAGUAUUACUCUGCCCCGAGCUAUACCACGAAAGCGCCUGAGUACUACACGUCUACGUAUGCUGCCCCAACUUACUACACUGAGACUUCUAAUUACUACACCACCAAGGCACCGGAGUACUACACGACUACGUAUGCUGCCCCAGCUUACUACACCGAGGCCCCAACUUACUUCACCACCAAAGCAGCUGAAUAUUACACCGAGACUCCAGUUUACUACACUACAACCUACGCUGCUCCUAGUUACUACACCGAAGCGCCCAAGUACUACUCUGCCCCGAGCUACACAGCCACAUUUGAGGCGGCCAAGUAUUCCGUAGCCCCAACUUACUACACAGCGGCUGCUCCUUCGUACUACGUUGAGCCGAAAUACUACACCGGGGUUCCAGUUUACUACACUACCACGUACGCUGCCCCAGUUUACUUCACCGAGGAACCCAAAUAUUACUCUGCUCCAAGCUACUACCAAACAGAGGCACCUGUUUACUACACCACCAAGGCAACCGAGUAUUACACUACAACCUACGUUGCCCCCAGCUACUUCACUGACGCACCCAAGUACUACACUACCAAGGCACCUGAGUAUUACACCACUAGUUAUGCUGCACCGACCUACUACACCGAAGCUCCGAAGUACUACUCUGCCUCGAGUUACUACACCACUAAGGCUCCUGAAUAUUACACCACAACCUACGCUUCUCCAGCUUACUACAGGGAGGCUCCUAAAUACUAGAGCCGAAAUUCCAGUUUUAUUUAUUUGUGUUCAGAUUUGUCGGUCAUAUCUUAAUAGUUACUAGUCACUGGGAAUUGAUUGUUGAUCUAUAAUGAGAGAAUAAAUUUUUUUAUGCGGGUAA